This is a messenger RNA of Plasmodium gonderi, 795 nucleotides long. RefSeq names its product variable surface protein. The transcript is spliced from 4 exons. The coding region runs from base 1 to 795 and encodes 264 amino acids. The record is from RefSeq and is a predicted model, not a curated record. Lineage: Eukaryota; Apicomplexa; Aconoidasida; Haemosporida; Plasmodiidae.
AUGGUUUAUAAAUCUACAAAUGUAAGGAUACAUUAUAUUGACACAAGUAAAUUGCCUUCACAAAAAUUUUACCAAAUACUACAUGAUAGAUCCACGGAUCUAUCAAAUAAUGAAGAAUAUUGUAAUUCCUUCAGUUAUUCGUUUGGUAAAGAAAAACAAAUUACAGAUUUUUGUUUAAAACUUCGUAUAUUAACGCAAAUAUUUCUUGAUGGAUUAAUAUUCAAUUCCGAAGAAUGUAAUCUUGACGAUGUUAUCUCGUAUCGUAAUUGGAAAAACGUGAAAGAACUGUGUGAUUACUUUGUAGACUAUAAUUACCUUAUUAGCUUGGCGGAACCAUCUAAUGCAAAUUGUAUCGAUUAUUUAAAUUACAUUGAAAAAAAGACUACUGUAUUUCAAGAGAUAGAGAAUUAUUGUAAUAAAAAGAUUAGCUCGCAGUGUCCUAAUUUUUAUAAUAAAUUUUUAUCUUAUAAUCCCAAAAGUGUGUUAUCUACAAUAACAUGUAAAAGUACUUUACCGAAAGAAGAGAAAGCUUUAGAGAUUCCUCUUAAAAUAUAUAAUAGCACAACUACCUUUGGUAAGAUUCUUCUAGGAUUAGCUUUUACAUCUAUGUUUUUUGCAACUAUAUAUAAAUUUACACCUAUAGGAAAACAGUUACAAAAUAACUUUCCAAAUAUAAAAAAUAGGAUAAGAAAUCUAAAUGAAAAAGUAAAAAGAUUAUUCUUCCAUAGAUCAGAAAACUUUAACCCAUUAUGCGAAUAUUUAGAAAAAAAAUACAUAGGAUAUAACCCAGUAUAA